Molecule: messenger RNA, 300 nt
Organism: Aaosphaeria arxii CBS 175.79
Lineage: Eukaryota; Fungi; Ascomycota; Dothideomycetes; Pleosporales
Exons: 2
Coding region: 1-300 (99 amino acids)
Source: RefSeq, a predicted model, not a curated record
AUGGACAAGCUCAAGGAGAAGCUUCACAUCCGCCGCAAGUCUCAGCCAGACACCUCAGAUGUUACCACCGGUGAUGCCACCCGUGCGAGCAUCGACUCCGAACUCGCAGCCAUGAGUCCCGAAGAGCGAGAUGCGUACCUGAAGGAGUUCGAGGACGCCGACCGGACGGGAGAGCCGAAGAAGGGCAGCCUGAUCGAGAAGCUCAUCGCCCGGGGUAACAAGAGGACGGAAGAGCAGUUGCAGAAGGAGAGCCUGGCUAGGCAGAAGGAGGUCCAAGAUGCUGGGGGCGUCAUUCGCUAG